AUGAGUCGAGAGAUGCUUGUGGUGGCCGGAGAGCAACGAGAUUUUCUUGAUUCGGGUGGCCGAUGUGCAUGCGUGAGGACAAGGGGUGGUGGCGCUAUGGUCUCUGUGCGCCUUCACCCUUCUCCUUCCUCUUCUCUGCGGCAGCUUCUUCUUAGUGUGACUUUCAAUCUACCUGAUCUUCAUUUCAAUCUACCUGAUCUUUCAGCACUUUGUCGGGUUCAGUUAGAAGAAAUUGAUGAAUUAGUUGUAUAUAAUGCUAGUUCAUCUACACCUAAGCCAAUAUUUGAUUUAUGUUUAGCCCUUUAUGGGGAACCCAAAACAAUAAUCCCUCACUGUGAAGCUAACUUACUUCCUGAAAUAAAUAUGAUGUUUGAUACAUUAGAUGAUGGUUUAUGCUUUUAUAAGAAUUAUGCAACUGCUUGUGGCUUUGAAGUUAGACGUUUUGGGGAGAAAAAACAAGGGCAAAGAACUGUGAAAUCUAAUACUACGAGAAAACGUUUAAAUUCUCGUGUGGAUUAUCCUACUAUAAUUGGUUUUCGUAGGGCUAAAGACGAAAAAUAUGUUGUUUUUAAGUUUGUAGAAGGUCAUAACCAUGGUUUUGCAUCUCCUACUACUAGUUUUCAUAUGAAAGGUUCAUCUGACAUGCACAUUGGAAACAAAGAUGAUUUUAAGAAUUUUGAUAGGGAUUUAAAAGGGUAUAUUAAUGAUGGUCAAAUGUUUGUUGAAAUGUUUCUUAGGAAAAAAGAAAAUUACCCUAUCUUUUUCUUUGACAUUGAUGUUGAUGAUUCCAAAUCACUAUGCUUGGCACGAUGGGCUGAUGGUACAUGUAGAAGAAAUUAUGCUGUUUUUGGUGACUCUAUAUCUAUGGAUGCUACAUAUAGCACAAAUAAGUAUAAUUUAGUAUUUGUGCCAUUUACGGGUGUAGAUAAUCAUAAGCGAUGUGGGGAACAACCGUAUUCUAUCAUUAUUGAUCAAGAUCUUGCUGUUAAGAUUGCUCUGUCGACAGUUUUUCCAAAGUCUGUUCAUAAAUUUUGUGUAUGGAACAUAAUGAAAAAGUUGAAGGAUAAAGACAAUGAGCCACAUGAAUUUGAAUCUGAGUGGUCAAAAUUGGUAUUUGAUUAUAAGAACCAUAAGUUGGAUGAAAAUGUUUGGUUGUCAACUAUGUAUAAUAUCAGGGAAAUGUGGGUUCCUGCUUAUCUCCAAAUGCGAUUUCAAAGCGCAAUAGAUGCCCAAAGUCAUAAAUUGAAAAUACUUGAAAGUAAGGAUAAGUUCUUUACUCCACCACUUAAGACACCAUUAAUGUUGGAAAAACAUGCUGCUUCUAUAUAUACUCUUGCUGCUUUUUAUGAUUUUCAAGCUGAAAUUUGCACUGCUUGUUUUGAAUGUGGGUUGGACAAACAUCAUGUUGAUAAUGGUAAAGAUUAUUCAGUGAUUUAUUUGGGUAACAAAAGGAUUUUUAAUGUUGUCCUUGAUCCAAAACCACUUGAGGUGGAUUGCUCAUGGGAUGUUUGGAACGAAGUUUAUCGUUGUGCUGGUUUGGCUGAAAGUAGUAUAGAUGAUCUUCAAGAUCUAUUGGAGAAAUUAAAAUUCUAUUCAAGUGAACUUUUAGAAAAGAAAAACAAUUUAGUGGAACAAACAAAAGAUCAAGAUUUUGAGGAUUUUGUUGGUUGUAAAGCACCUGAAGUAAUUAGCAUCCAAAAUCCAAAAGUAUCUUCAAAUAAGGGCACCAGAAAGGAAAGUGAUACUAAUGAGAAAGAUGCUCAUAGGUCUAUAAUUCCGAAGCGUUGUAAAACAUGUGGAAAGAUCGCCGAUCACAAUAGUCGUACAUGCCCAGACAAGAAUAAAAAUUAUAUUAUUCAACUCCAUUUUUAUGAAAUGAUACAAGUAGCAAAAGGACUACAAGAUCAAGUACACAUUAAUCAACAUUUUGUGUUGCUGUUGAAGAUGUUACUGCAGACUACAAGAUCAAAAUCGAUUAGACUGUAA
Amaranthus tricolor (Joseph's coat) is the source of this 1986-nucleotide messenger RNA. Its product is annotated as protein FAR1-RELATED SEQUENCE 3-like. Lineage: Eukaryota; Viridiplantae; Streptophyta; Magnoliopsida; Caryophyllales; Amaranthaceae. Gene Ontology annotation, biological process: regulation of DNA-templated transcription. Bases 1 to 1986 code for a protein of 661 amino acids. The transcript is spliced from 12 exons. The record is from RefSeq and is a predicted model, not a curated record.